Molecule: messenger RNA, 1621 nt
Organism: Humulus lupulus (European hop)
Lineage: Eukaryota; Viridiplantae; Streptophyta; Magnoliopsida; Rosales; Cannabaceae
Exons: 1
Coding region: 313-1389 (358 amino acids)
Biological process (GO): protein phosphorylation
Molecular function (GO): phosphatidic acid binding; protein serine/threonine kinase activity
Source: RefSeq, a predicted model, not a curated record
GAAAUACUUGGCUUAUCCGCCCGACUAUAAAGAUGUGGGCCUCUUGUGAAAACCGUACUGUCUUACUAGUAACUCUCUAUAUGUCUUCAGUGUUCGUAGCCAUGUGCAGCCAGCCACGGGAGUAGGUAAGCUCCUUCCAAAAUUUCUCUUACAUUGUACAGAGAUAAGGGUUGUGUGGAUGGAAAAUACAAUAACUAUAUGGACUGACAUAGUAGAGUUAGACACCUCAAAACAACAAACUCUUCUUUAGCCAUUUCAACAGAUCCAGUUCUAAACUCAGGCAACACGACUAAACUCGUGAAUUAGUCCUCAAUGGCCUACUACAGCCCCGGAUAUUACCAGAAUUCUUCUGAUCUUGGUGAGUAUCAUCAAACCCCUUAUGCUUAUAAUUCUAAUGAUUUUUUCACUGAUCAAGGCGGCUCAGUAACUUACUCUGCUUACAAAGAGCCAAGUUUCUAUAAUCUCUUUGACUAUAAUAUUCCAACUCAUUAUAACUAUAGCGCUGAUUACAAUCAUUCUUAUAAUCAUAUUCCUAGCACUACUACUACUACUAGAACUGCAUACUCUGUUUUUACUUCGACUGAGCCAAUGUCGGUUCAAUAUCAUGAUCCUGUCACCCAUUACAAAAUCACUUAUAAUCAUCAACCGCCGACCCAGUUCGUAAUAUCUUACGACUCGGUCUCUCCGGAGUUCGCUGUUCCUGAAUUCGACGAUUAUGAUCCGACCCCUUAUGAUGGUGGCUUUGAUAUAACUCAAACUUAUGGAAAGCCACUUCCACCCUCGACGGAAAUUUGUUAUCCUAACUCUGCAACUGGGGCAACGCCCCCACCUUCCAACGCCGAGGCUAAGAAGAAAGAGAAGAGCGAACCCCAAAAUGGGUUAAAGCCGAACAAGGCAGAUAAUAAGGAAGAAGAGAGAAAGCCAAGCCAUGACAGUGGCCGUGGGGAUGAGACUCAUAAGCCUAAACCCAAGCCUGAGCAGAGUAGUGAGGAGCCAUUAAGUGUUGGGAUUGGGAAUGGUUUUGAAUACGAAAAGCAGGCGAGUAGUAGUCUGAUUCCAAGUGGUUAUGGCUUGGAAGCCAUGGAUCUUUGCGAAAGCUUGUUCGGGUACUGGCCAUGUUUAUCACGGCACGCCAAGAGAUCAGCCAUGAAUAAUUGCUGUGGUUGUCAUGACUACGGUUUUUACGAGGGAAUAAACUGUGGGAACCAGUGGAAUGGGGCCGCGGAUUAUCUAUUUGGGGGUUCAGAUCCGUACGUGGAGAAAAGAGACGGUGGAGGAAGCUACGGUCAACCUAUUCAUUGCUACGAAAAGCAUUAUCGGGAGACCCCUCUGUAUAUUCGGGUUCAGGCUGAGGAGGAUUCUUGGUCCCAGAAUUUCAACAUUUUCUGAGUAUAUUCAUUUUCAUUUCCGGUCUUUCUUUUUUUUUUUCCAGUUGUUGGCUUCAAUAGAGAAAUAAGGGGAAUCAAGAUUAAGAUAGUGGCACAGUGCAAAAAGCACUUGCCAUUGUUUUGUAAGCAAAAUGAAAGAUUUGCUUUACCAAUAAUUAAUAUGUUGAUAGAUAUGGAAUUCGACUGUGAUGGUCACUAAUUGCUCUCUUACAAGUUACAAUUCAUUGAUCACA